Lentinula edodes (shiitake mushroom) is the source of this 4200-nucleotide messenger RNA. Its product is annotated as ABC transporter. Lineage: Eukaryota; Fungi; Basidiomycota; Agaricomycetes; Agaricales; Omphalotaceae. Gene Ontology annotation, cellular component: membrane. The record is from RefSeq and is a predicted model, not a curated record. The transcript is spliced from 22 exons. Bases 1 to 4200 code for a protein of 1399 amino acids. Gene Ontology annotation, biological process: transmembrane transport. Gene Ontology annotation, molecular function: ABC-type transporter activity; ATP binding; ATP hydrolysis activity.
AUGUCUCCUCCUUCCGCAAAAGAAUUUGCAGAAGUUGAUGAAAAGCUUGAAGCCGGAGUUGACAGCAAUGGUAAAGAGGCGCCGGAAAGAUCAAGAUUUCGUCGCUUCUUGCGUCUUUCCUCAAAACCAAUAACACCUCCGACAGGCACUAUCGAAGACGCCCAGCUCAUCCCGGAAGCAACAGCUUCAAUAUUCAGCCUGGUGGUUUUCCAAUGGAUAAAUCCCCUUCUUACUCUUGGUUUUCAUCGCCCGCUUGAAGCUUCCGAUUUGUACAAGCUCCAGGACGAUCGAAAGGCCGCUUAUAUUGGAGAAAAGAUUAUAAAUUCCUUUGAAAGACGCAGAAAGGAAGCACAAGAAUACAAUGAAGCAUUGGCAAAAGGCGAGAUCUCGGCUGGAAAUUGGAAGACUAUUUGGUGGACGUUACGAGGGGACAGGAAGGAGCGAGAGAAGCAGUGGCGGGAGAAGGAUGGCAAGAAACGACCCAGUCUUGUCUUGGCUUUGAAUGACAGUGUCAAGGUAUUUUUUUGGACUGGGGGAUUGUUCAAGGUAAUAGGCGACACUGCGCAAGUGACUUCGCCGUUGUUAGUAAAGGCAAUCGUGAACUUCGCAACCGAAUCCUACACAAAUCACAUGGAAGGUAGAAGUGUUCCUCCUAUAGGAAAGGGUAUAGGAAUGGCGGUCGGAUUAUUCUUCUUGCAGAUCCUUGCAUCAGUCUGUACCCACCAGUUUUUUUAUCGAUCAGCCGGCAGUGGUGUCCUGCUCCGCGGAGGAUUGAUAGCAGCCAUAUACGCUCGUUCAAUGCGACUUACUUCCCGUGCUCGAUCCCAACUACCCAAUGGCUUGAUCAUGAAUCAUAUAUCAACGGAUGUGUCUAGAAUAGACUUUUGCGCUGGUUUCUUCCAUAUGUCUUGGGCCGCUCCUAUUCAAAUGACCAUUUGUCUUGUUCUUCUCAUCAUUAACAUUGGACCCAGUGCACUUGCCGGCUUUGCGUUCUUCAUCCUUUCUACGCCUGUUCAAACUAUGGCCAUGAAGAAAAUGUUUGCUUUUCGACAGAAGAGCAUGCGUUGGACCGAUAAAAGGGCAAAACUCCUUCAAGAGCUUCUUGGCGGUAUGAAAAUCAUAAAGUACUUUGCUUGGGAGGUUCCCUUCCUUAAGCGGAUUGCGACUUAUCGAUACCAAGAGAUGUACUAUAUUCGUACUCUUCUCAUCAUUCGUGCUGCCAACAAUGCGAUCGCCAUGUCGCUCCCAACAUUGGCAUCGGUGUUGGCAUUCGUGACCUAUUCACUUUCCGGUCACCAGUUAAACGCUGCUGAUAUUUUCGCUUCCUUGACGCUCUUCAAUCUACUUAGAAUGCCUCUGAUGAUGCUUCCCUUGUCUUUCAGUUCAAUUACCGAUGCCCACAAUGCGAUCCAACGUUUAUAUGGAGUCUUCGAAGCUGAAAUUUUAGACGAAACAUUGGCGAUAGAUGAAAGGAUGGAUGCCGCAGUUGAAGUCAAAGGGGCAUCUUUUUCUUGGGAUGCCCCCCCACCCGAACGCGAAGAGAAAAAGAUGAGGAGAAAGAACAAGACCAUCACCAACGCACAGCCUGCUGCUACUGCUGAGUCACCACAGGAACCAUUCAAGCUCCGCGACAUCACGAUCACGAUACCUAGGGGACAGCUGGUUGCAGUAGUUGGACAGGUUGGUUGUGGGAAGACGUCGCUUCUGCAGGGAAUCAUUGGAGAGAUGAGAAGGACCGGUGGUAGCGUCAAGUUUGGUGGAAGUGUGGGAUACUGUCCCCAGAGUGCUUGGAUUCAGAAUGCUACUAUCAGAGAAAAUAUUUGUUUUGGGAGAGCGUUUGAUGAGGGGCGGUAUUGGACCGCAAUCAAGAAUUCAUGUUUGGAACCAGACCUUGAGAUGCUUCCUCAUGGUGAUAUGACCGAGGUCGGUGAAAAGGGGAUCUCCUUGUCUGGUGGUCAGAAACAGCGUCUGAAUAUCUGCAGAGCCAUUUAUUGCAACACAGAUAUCCAGAUUUUCGAUGACCCCUUGUCUGCACUAGAUGCGCAUGUAGGAAAAGCUGUAUUUAACAACGUUCUCCACGAUAACAGUGCAGGAAAAACUCGUAUCCUCGUUACCCAUGCACUCCACUUUCUUCCCCUAGUUGAUUACAUAUAUGUUGUCAACGACGGUCGUAUCGUCGAAUUCGGCACCUAUCGUGAGCUUAUGGAGAACGGGCACGAGUUUUCCAGGUUCAUUAACGAGUUUGGAAACAAUGAACUACAGGAGUCCAAGGACGAAAAAGAGUCAGAAGUCGAAGUCGUCAAAGAAGAUGAUGAACAUGAGAAAAAGCUCAGAAUGGCCACAGCGGGUGCCGGAAUGAUGCAGGUAGAAGAGAGGAACACAGGAGCAGUCAGUGGGUCCAUCUAUAAAACAUACAUCAAAUCUGGCAACGGAUUUGUGCUCUUGCCUAUCUUCUUUCUAUCCCUUGUACUGGUGCAGGGCGCGACGGUUAUGUCCUCUUAUUGGUUGGUCUAUUGGGAAGAAUUGAAAUGGAAGGAACCUGAAAGUUUCUAUAUGGGAAUAUAUGCUGGACUUGGAGUUGCGCAAGCAGCAGCAAUGUUUUUAAUGGGAACGACUUUCGCUAUGCUUACCUACUUCGCCUCGCAACGUUUGCAUAAAGCUGCUAUCGAGCGUGUCAUGCGAGCUCCGAUGUCAUUCUUUGAGACUACCCCGUUGGGCCGGAUCAUGAAUCGAUUCGCCAAAGAUAUUGACACAAUCGAUAACUUACUCGGAGAUGCACUUCGUAUGCUGGCUGGCACCAUGUCCAACAUCUUGGGUGCUAUUAUCCUAAUUUCUAUCAUUCUCCCAUGGUUCCUCAUCGCUGUGGUGGUUGUUCUAUUGGUGUAUUGCUAUGCUGCGUACUUCUACCGAGCCAGUGCUCAUGCCAUUCUUCGAUCCUCGGUCUACUCACAUUUUUCAGAAAGUUUAUCCGGCCUUGCCACUAUUCGAGCGUACGGAGAAUCACAACGGUUCCUUCUUGACAACGAACGCAGAGUAGACGUAGAGAAUAGAGCGUAUUGGUUGACCGUUACAAAUCAACGUUGGCUCGGUAUCCGGCUCGAUUUCCUUGGGACAAUUCUGACCUUUGUGGUCGCGUUGUUGACUAUUGGUACACGGUUUACAAUUUCCCCAGCUCAAACUGGUGUUGUGCUGUCAUACAUCUUGAGCAUUCAGCAAGCUUUUGGAUGGCUAGUUCGUCAAAGUGCAGAAGUUGAAAACGAUAUGAACUCUGUGGAACGAGUCAUAUACUAUGCUGAAGAGAUCGAACAAGAAGCCGCUCACGAAUUACCAGACAAAAGGCCUCCUUCUCCAUGGCCCUCUCAAGGUCAUGUUGAGUUCAAAGAUGUGAUAUUGAAGUACCGUCCAGAACUACCUCCUGUACUUAAAGGCAUAUCAAUGAAUGUCAAAGGAGGCGAGAAGAUUGGCAUUGUCGGGCGAACUGGAGCCGGGAAAAGUAGCUUGAUGUCGGCUAUAUAUCGACUGGUCGAACUGGCGUCGGGCUCUAUAAGAAUAGACGGCGUGAACAUAGCUAAUGUGGGCCUCACAGAUCUGAGGACUGGUUUGUCUAUCAUACCACAAGACGCAUUACUGUUUUCAGGAACUCUUCGAACCAAUCUGGAUCCAUUCAAUCUACACGACGAUGCGAAGUUGUGGGAUGCACUCAGAAGAUCGUAUCUGGUCGACAACUCAAAGCGCACUUCUGUACUCACUAGUGAUUCCGAUCUAGAAGAGCGUGGCAGCGAUACGCCGGUAAACAGGUUCACGCUUGACUCUGUGAUAGAAGACGAAGGCGGGAAUUUGUCAAUUGGGCAGCGGUCACUGGUAUCAUUAGCUCGCGCACUGGUGAAGGAGACAAAGGUAUUGAUCCUGGAUGAGGCUACCGCUUCGGUGGAUUAUGAAACUGAUAGAAAAAUUCAAGACACCAUAACUCAUGAAUUUCAAGACCGAACCAUCCUUUGUAUUGCUCAUCGACUACGAACUAUUAUUUCAUAUGACCGUAUAUGUGUGCUUGAUGCUGGGCAGAUUGCUGAAUUCGACACACCAGCUAAUUUGUACAAAAACCCAAAUGGUAUUUUUAGAAGUAUGUGCGAACGUUCGUCUAUAACGCUGGAUGACAUUCGUAUUGCCACAAAAGUUCGGCUAGAAGAGGCUGAAAUUUAA